AUGAGCACCAACGGAACGACAAAACAUGCGCCAAUUCCUGCCACAUCACGGCUCAGGCAACUUGUGGAGGAGAAGGAUGUUCUCGUAGUCCCAGGCGUCUACGACGGCUUCAGCGCCAGAAUAGCCCUUCAGGUCGGCUUUGACUGUCUCUACAUGACUGGAGCGGGCACCUGCGCCUCCAAACUAGGCCAGCCAGACCUCGGCUUCGCCUCGCUGAAUGACAUGCGCGAGCACGGCGAAAUGAUCGCGAACCUGGACACAGGGACACCGCUCAUCGCGGACGCGGACACGGGCUACGGCGGACCUAAUAUGGUUGCCCGGACGGUGGCACAGUAUACACGGUCCGGCAUCGCAGGGCUCCACAUUGAAGACCAGAUCCAGACGAAGCGGUGCGGCCAUCUAGGCGGGAAGCAGGUGGUUCCGUUGGAGGUGUUUGAGGCCCGGAUUACGGCUGCAGUGACGGCGAGGAAGCAGCUGGGGUCUGGGAUUGUGAUCAUCGCGCGGACGGACGCGUUGCAGACGCAUGGGUUUGACGAGGCAGUGGCGAGGCUGCAAGCUGCUGUUAGGGCGGGGGCCGAUGUUGGCUUUUUGGAGGGGGUGACCGGCGAGCGUGAGGCUCGAGAGGUGUGUAAGCUACUGGCACCGACACCGAUGCUGCUGAAUAUGGUCGAGAAUGGCGCGACCCCUUCGUGGACGCCGCAGCAGGCGAGGGAGCUUGGGUUCCGAAUCAUUAUCUUUCCCUUUGCCGCGAUGGCGCCUGCUUACGAGGCUAUCCGGGCGACUUAUCGGCGCAUCAAGGAGAGGGGGAGCACGGGGAUCGAUCCCGACUUUACCCCCAAGAAGCUGUUUAGUGUCGUUGGUUUGGAGGAGGCGGCUGCUCUUGAUGCCAUUGCGGGAGGGAGCCUGUAUAGCAAGGUAUAG
This is a messenger RNA of Aspergillus puulaauensis, 921 nucleotides long. RefSeq names its product isocitrate lyase/PEP mutase family protein. The coding region runs from base 1 to 921 and encodes 306 amino acids. NCBI's taxonomy places the organism in Eukaryota, Fungi, Ascomycota, Eurotiomycetes, Eurotiales, Aspergillaceae. The record is from RefSeq and is a predicted model, not a curated record. Gene Ontology annotation, molecular function: catalytic activity. The transcript has 2 exons.